AUGCAAGGUGUUGAAGAUGUGGCUGAAAUUCAUGAUAUACAGGUGACACUUCGUACCGAUGAGCUUGCGCAGAGUAUUCGACAAUUGAAAAGUGCCCAAGUAUCUCGUUUGGUUAAAAUAUCCGGAAUUAUAGUUGCUGCAUCACAAGUAAGAGCAAAAGCCACUCGCAUUUCGAUUCAAUGUCGAACAUGUCGGCAUACCAUAACCAAUAUUGAUCUGAAGCCCGGACUCGAUGGUUUUACAUUACCACGCAGUUGUGGAGCCAAUCAGACGACUCAACUGCAACGCUGUCCCGUUGAUCCGUAUCAUAUCAUGCCCGAUAAGUGCCACUGUAUUGAUUUCCAAACGUUGAAGCUUCAGGAAAAUCCAGAAGCUGUGCCCCAUGGAGAAAUGCCUCGUCAUAUGCAACUUUAUUGUGAUCGCCAUUUAACAGAUCGCGUUGCACCAGGAAACCGCGUUAUGAUUGUUGGCAUAUAUUCCAUAAAGCGAAUGUUCCAAAAGCAGAAGACAAAUGAUAAGACAUUGUCAGGAAUCCGUGCACCAUAUAUUCGCGUACUUGGAAUCCAUGUACAAACAAGUGGUCCAGGACGUGCCGAACAGCGGCAGUUCACAGUUGAGGAAGAGAAAAUAUUCAAGGAUUUAUCCAAGAAAAGCAAUAUAUAUGAUCUAGUCGCUCACAGCAUUGCUCCAUCGAUUUAUGGUGCAGAAGAUAUCAAGAAAUCAAUCGCCUGCUUGCUGUUCGGUGGUUCGCGCAAAAGAUUGCCUGAUGGUUUAACUCGACGUGGUGACAUCAAUAUUUUAUUGUUAGGAGAUCCUGGUACUGCAAAAAGUCAGCUGUUGAAAUUCGUAGAAAAGGUUGCACCGAUUGCUGUCUAUACAUCAGGUAAAGGUAGCAGUGCUGCUGGAUUGACUGCCUCUGUGAAUCGCGAUCCGCAAUCGCGAUCGUUUAUAAUGGAAGGCGGUGCUAUGGUACUUGCCGAUGGUGGGAUCGUUUGCAUCGAUGAGUUUGAUAAGAUGAGAGAAGACGAUCGAGUGGCUAUCCAUGAAGCGAUGGAACAACAGACAAUUAGUAUUGCCAAAGCAGGCAUCACUACGACACUUAAUUCUCGUUGUUCUGUAUUGGCAGCAGCAAAUUCAGUAUAUGGCAGGUGGGAUGAUUCAAAAGGUGAUGAAAAUAUUGACUUCAUGCCGACUAUACUGUCACGAUUUGAUAUGAUUUACAUUGUUAAGGACACUCACAACGUCGCACAUGAUACGAUAUUAGCUAAGCAUGUUAUCUCGGUACAUGUAAAUGCCUCCAAUAAUCGUCUGCAAGAGACAGCUGUUGAAGGAGAGUUGUCGUUGGAGCUCUUGAAAAAGUAUAUUACACAUUGCCGUAGUGCAUGUGCACCACGACUUUCAACAACUGCAAGUCAGAAGCUUAUCCACAAUUAUGUCCGACUUCGCAAUCCUGUAAUAGAUGCUGAGCAUAAACAGACAACAGCUCGUUCUGCUAUUCCAAUAACUGUACGACAGUUGGAAGCUAUAAUACGGAUAAGUGAAUCAUUGGCAAAAAUGGAACUACUCCCUUUUGCUGCAGAACGUCAUGUGGAUGAGGCACUUCGUCUCUUCCGAGUUUCCACCAUUGAAGCAGUUGCAUCUGGAAACUUGAUUGGCAUCGAAGGUUUUACCAGUGCUGAGGACCAAGAAUCAUUUAGUCGUAUUGAACGUCAGUUGAAGAAGCGAUUUGCAUUGGGAACUCACGUUUCUGAGUAUCUUAUCGUUCAAGAUUUUGUUCGACAGAAUUAUCCAGAAAUGCUUGUCAAGAAGGUGAUUCAGUCAUGCAUUCGGCGUGGUGAGCUUCAAUAUCGUAUGCAGAGAAAAAUGUUGUAUCGAGUUAAAUGAUCUUAUCUUGCAUUAUAUCUUUUUUACAUAUAAUGUUCUAUGAAAUGGAAAAUUUCAAGAACG
Molecule: messenger RNA, 1947 nt
Organism: Loa loa (African eye worm)
Lineage: Eukaryota; Metazoa; Nematoda; Chromadorea; Rhabditida; Onchocercidae
Product: DNA replication licensing factor mcm-5
Exons: 15
Coding region: 1-1884 (627 amino acids)
Biological process (GO): DNA replication; DNA replication initiation; double-strand break repair via break-induced replication
Cellular component (GO): MCM complex; nucleus
Molecular function (GO): 3'-5' DNA helicase activity; DNA replication origin binding; single-stranded DNA binding
Source: RefSeq, a predicted model, not a curated record